Molecule: messenger RNA, 1359 nt
Organism: Aspergillus nomiae NRRL 13137
Lineage: Eukaryota; Fungi; Ascomycota; Eurotiomycetes; Eurotiales; Aspergillaceae
Exons: 6
Biological process (GO): regulation of peptide transport
Cellular component (GO): membrane
Source: RefSeq, a predicted model, not a curated record
AUCUCCGGUCGAGUCCGAAGCGCGAAAAGUACUCGACUGAUGAACCUGAUGCAUGGAGCUUCGACGAAGUUUUUAUCACACCAGCGUCCCCACCUUUCGAUCAUUUGUACAUAGUUUCUUCGGCUGAUAUUCUUCAUGGAUACCUUCACCAGAAUGUCUACUGGUGUCGCAAGACGAACACUUGGCAUCGGGUUGCUGCUGAUUGUAGUCGUCCUGUGGACGGCUUCGAAUUUCCUGGCUAGCACGAUAUUCGCCGACGAUACGUACUCCAAACCGUUCUUUGUGACUUAUAUCAACACCUCGUUUUUUAUGCUUCCUCUCUUUACGAUACUUCUUGGCCGGAUCUGGAGAUUAUGGCGUUCGGGAAAGCUCUCUCAGAUACACUCAUUUCAAAGUUUCUUGCGACACAUUGAUUCACAUGAUCCGGAUGCUGAAACAGUAGGGCGGGUCAAUGCUUACGAGCCCGUAGACCCUGAAACAUGGAACACAGCUACGUUGGAUUCGGAUGGGAAAGAAGAGGAGUCUUUCAAGCUGGGCUUGAGGGCGACUGCAAAGUUAAGCCUGCAAUUUUGCAUGUUAUGGUUCCUUGCAAAUUACUUUGCUUUGGCUUGCCUGCAAUACACGACUGUAGGCAGCACCACCAUUUUGACUUCUACCAGCGGUGUCUGGACCCUGAUUUUCGGCGCACUCAUUGGCGUUGAAAAGUUCACCAUCCGCAAACUCGCCGGCGUCGUCGCCUCCUUGGUGGGAAUUAUUCUGAUAUCCCGUGUUGAUCUAUCUGCCUCAGAAGCACCCCCUGCAGAUGAUGGCGGCGGUAGCAGGUUUCCGAACAAAAGCUCCACCGAGAUCGCCCUCGGUGAUGCUAUGGCCGGAUUCAGCGCAGUCAUGUACGGAGUGUAUACGAUUGUUUUAAAGAAGCAAGUCGGAGAUGAGUCCCGAGUGAACAUGCAGUUAUUCUUUGGUCUCGUUGGACUCAUUAAUAUGCUCCUCCUUUGGCCCGGUUUCAUUAUAAUGCAUUUCACUGGUAUUGAGACAUUUGCACUCCCUGACACAGGCACAGUUUGGACAAUCAUUUUGGUCAACUCCGUAUCCUCGCUCUUGUCAGACAUCUGUUGGGCCUACGCUAUGCUCUUGACGACUCCUCUUGUCGUCACCGUCGGUCUCUCACUGACCAUCCCGCUCUCCCUUGUGGGCCAGAUCUUCCUCCAAGGCAUAACGUCGAGCGCGCUGUAUUGGGUCGGCGCUGCGAUCGUGUUCCUGUCGUUCUUGGUCGUGAACCAUGAAAGUAAGGAGAAAAAUUCCGAGGAAGCGUCAACUGCAGACUAUGACGCCAUUCCCGGAGAAGAGACAGGGAGGUGA